AAUGGGAAAAGGCGAUGCACCUCCUCCAUUUACUUCAGAUAUCCCAGCGCCACCAUAUCCUGGUCCCCCUUUGGUCCACAAUGUAGUCCUCAAUAAGCCUGAACUCCAGCCUGUUGCCCAACAGUACCAGCAACCUGUUGCUCAGCAAUAUCUCCAGCCUGUUGCUCAACAGUACCAGCAACCUGUUGCUCAGCAAUAUAUCCAGCCUGUUGCUCAGCAGUAUCAGCAACCUGUUGCUCAGCAAUAUAUCCAGCCUGUUGCUCAGCAAAAUCCCCAGCCUGUGACCCAACAGGUGGCUCCACAUGUGAGGCCCACUGAUGCUCCGGGAAGAAUACAAUGUCGAUAUUGCCAGACCACGGUUGUGACGUCAACCGAAUCCAAAGUGGGCUUGUGCACCUGGUUAACUUUUGGAGGGCUUUUUAUUUUUGGAAUCUGGCCCUUCUGUUUGAUCCCCUUCUGUGCGCCACCUUGCAAGGAUGUGCAGCAUUCCUGCCCGACAUGCAACAACGUUCUUUACAUCUACAAACGCUGCUAAAGAAUAAUGUUGAAUCCUGCAUUGAGUGAAAUGUCUGCUGAACCUCUAUUAAGUUGGACUGUAAAUACAUUUAGUAAGUUUCCCCAAUGUGUUUUAACAAAUCAUUAAAAUGUGACAUAACUUUUGCUGUG
This is a messenger RNA of Fundulus heteroclitus (mummichog), 666 nucleotides long. RefSeq names its product cell death-inducing p53-target protein 1 homolog. The transcript is spliced from 3 exons. The record is from RefSeq and is a predicted model, not a curated record. Lineage: Eukaryota; Metazoa; Chordata; Actinopteri; Cyprinodontiformes; Fundulidae. Bases 2 to 535 code for a protein of 177 amino acids. Gene Ontology annotation, molecular function: zinc ion binding.